AUUUUCCCGGAGUUUUUACGGAUAUACGUCAUACGCCCAUCUCAGUUCCCAGAUAUCAUCUACAUUCUGCAGCCUGGGAGAUGAGACACUGCCGUCCUGCGUAGCUCUUCAUCUAUGGCGGCUGCUCUUUCAACGGUGUCAAAUGUCGGGUCUUUGCCGAGUCCACAAAACGGAACUGGGAUCAGAGUUAUGUAUCCUAUGAACAGUGCUAGUUCAUUUAAGCUCGCGGGAUUUCCUACGCGAUCGAAUAUAUGCUCCUCAUUGAGCGCCUUUGCUGGUUCGUUGCGUUUGGUGCCUUCCUCUUCUUCUCGGAAUGCUUCUUCCCCAGAAAGAACGCGUUUUACCAGCUUGGUUCAGGCCAGUUCUGAGGAAGCACCUUUACAAUCAAAAAUUAGUCACAAGGUGUAUUUUGACAUAAGCAUUGGAAAUCCUGUGGGGAAGCUUGCUGGAAGGAUUGUGAUUGGACUCUACGGUGAUGAUGUGCCCCAAACAGUAGAGAACUUCCGAGCCCUUUGCACAGGAGAGAAGGGCUUUGGGUACAAAGGUUCUACGUUCCAUCGCGUAAUAAAGGAUUUCAUGAUUCAGGGAGGGGACUUUGACAAGGGGAAUGGAACUGGAGGUAAAAGUAUUUAUGGCCGCACUUUCAGAGAUGAGAAUUUCAAGUUGUCUCAUGUAGGACCAGGAGUUGUUAGCAUGGCAAAUGCGGGCCCCAACACAAAUGGGAGCCAAUUUUUUAUAUGCACUGUCAAGACACCCUGGCUGGAUCAGAGGCAUGUAGUAUUUGGCCAAGUUUUGGAAGGCAUGGACAUUGUUAGGUUAAUUGAAUCACAGGAGACAGAUCGAGGUGACCGUCCGAGGAAGAAGGUGGUUAUCAUUGACUCUGGUGAGCUUCCAAUGGCUUGACGGUGUUUUACAUUUCUGUUAGUCGCGCUCAGAUUCUGAUUAGUUUGUUCUCCCAAAACCAGAAGUUUACUCCUUUGAAAUUUAGUUGACUAGUCGGGAGUGCAGUGCUUUUUUGUUUUAUUAUCAUUUUUAUUUAAUCUACACGCUAAACUUGAAACUUUAUGCAGCCAUCUUUAUUCCAGACUUCUAGUAGAAUUAAAAGUUAAGGAAAUUUCCAAUCUGAAUGGCCUUGGAUAGCGAUGGACUUGUAAGGAUGUUUGGACAAGAUUUGUUGUCCAAUUGUUGUGGUCAUUGCAAGUAAAUGGUGGUUAGACUUUC
Molecule: messenger RNA, 1221 nt
Organism: Prosopis cineraria
Lineage: Eukaryota; Viridiplantae; Streptophyta; Magnoliopsida; Fabales; Fabaceae
Product: photosynthetic NDH subunit of lumenal location 5, chloroplastic
Exons: 7
Coding region: 115-903 (262 amino acids)
Biological process (GO): protein folding; protein peptidyl-prolyl isomerization
Molecular function (GO): peptidyl-prolyl cis-trans isomerase activity
Source: RefSeq, a predicted model, not a curated record